CGCGUAAUUCCUGAACUCAACUCGAACUUGUAUCAUUACAAUAAGGACAAAACACGUUCUCUCUAGAUACACGUCGCACUCCCAAGGCGAUUAUUUACCUGCGUUUUCUCGUCGCUACUUUGACAUAAAAUCACCCCAAGGCAACGACACAACCAUGGCAACAGCGCGGACCAUCCACACCACCCGCGCUUUCUUCAGCACGAAUCCUAUUCUGCGUGCACCACCGCGACAAACAAUAUUCAGUCAGCUAAGAAAUGGAGGGGCUAGCAAAUCAUGGCAAUGGCAGCGGCAACAGUCAAGGACGUAUGCCAACGGCUUCCGUAGAGGAGGCGGCUACCAGUAUAAUCGAUUCCAGCAAGUGGGUGGACUGAUGAAGCGAUGGACAGACAGACGCACAUUCUACUACGAAGUCGGUGGUUUGUCUGGCCUAUGUGGUGCCUUUUACAUCUACAACUUGGAAGUUGUACCCGUUUCUGGCCGCAGACGCUUCAACAUCAUCUCUGCGGCUUCUGAGCAACAAUCUGGAGAAGAAUUGUACCAGCAGGUCAUGUCUGAAUAUCAAGAUCGAAUCCUACCUCCGUCACAUCCUCAACACAAACUCGUACAGCGCGUUUUGAAUCGUCUGAUUCCUCACUCUGGGCUCCCUACAGAAACCAACAAUUGGGAAGUCCAUGUCAUCAAGGACGAGCAAAAGAACGCCUUCGUCAUUCCAGGCGGCAAGGUAUUCGUCUUCUCGGGCAUACUUGAUGUGUGCCAAGGCGAGCAGGGACUGGCAGCAGUGUUGGGGCAUGAGAUUGCACACAAUGUGGCUCAUCAUUCCGCCGAGCGCAUGAGCUCUUACUUCAUAUUCCUACCUGUCGCGAUUGUCGCAUCUCUGUGGCUGGGCCUGGGCGACGUUGGGAAUGUUUUCACUAGAAUGGUCGUGGACUUGGUCUUCCUCCGGCCCGGGUCCAGGAAGCAGGAGUCCGAAGCAGAUUAUAUCGGGUUGAUGAUGAUGUCACAAGCUUGUUACGAUCCAUCAGCGGCAGUGGGACUUUGGUCUCGUAUGCACGAUGCAGAGGAAGGAGCGCCCCCGCAGUUCCUCUCGACCCAUCCCUCAAGUCACAACCGUAUGGAGAAAAUUCAGUCGUGGUUGGGCGACGCUGAGAUGAAGCGGGAGCAAAGCGGCUGUGGUCAAAUCGCAGAUCAUGCUAACCAGUUCCGCGACACAUUCGGGUUCCGCUGGUGAUAAACCCCCAGGCAUAAAUCCGUACAUCAGUGCUGUCUGCUUCUCGAAGCAACUAUCGUUGGCAACUUGUGAUAAAGUAAGCCGGACCAUCGAAGCAGAGCUAUCUCUCACCCUCCUCCGCACACGCAGACACUCGUGCGAUACACAUCCGUUCUCGGUCAGUUGAUCUGUCACUGCCACCAAAGACCCGUAGGACACGAUGGAUGAAUCACCUACCCAGCUCAUCCAUAUCAAAAUAAUAAAUGAACCAAGUUGAACCAGACCAUGAUUUUAGGCCUGACUAACAGAUGACUUGAUGGAUGACAUGUUUGUUUCAAGCAAACCCAGCCCCGCUGAUUACCUUCUACAAUGCAGGUCAUUCAACCUGUGAGCAUGAGAAGUGUAGGCACAUUUUCAAAUCACGAGUUGAUCCAUCAACGCAGAUGGCUCCAG
Messenger RNA from Aureobasidium pullulans EXF-150, 1660 nucleotides. RefSeq lists its product as uncharacterized. The record is from RefSeq and is a predicted model, not a curated record. Gene Ontology annotation, biological process: mitochondrial protein processing; protein quality control for misfolded or incompletely synthesized proteins. NCBI's taxonomy places the organism in Eukaryota, Fungi, Ascomycota, Dothideomycetes, Dothideales, Saccotheciaceae. Gene Ontology annotation, cellular component: mitochondrial inner membrane. The coding region runs from base 155 to 1228 and encodes 357 amino acids. The transcript is spliced from 4 exons. Gene Ontology annotation, molecular function: metalloendopeptidase activity.